This is a messenger RNA of Bursaphelenchus okinawaensis, 2894 nucleotides long. NCBI's taxonomy places the organism in Eukaryota, Metazoa, Nematoda, Chromadorea, Rhabditida, Aphelenchoididae. The record is from the annotation of a GenBank genome assembly.
AUGGUCAAGGUGAAGAAGAUUAAGAAGAACAAGGUGGGGAAGCAGAAUGAGGUAGAUAGUGUAGAACAGAAGCAGCCUGAAGUUGCUGUAGACAAGAAAGAUGUGUCUGGAUCUCACAGAAAGCAGCUCGAGGAAAUAGCUCAGAAAGAUCCUGAUUUUUUCAAGUUCUUACAACAAGAAGAUGCAGAUUUGUUGGAGUUCUCUGACAGUGAUGUUGAUAUGGAAACUGACGAAAUUGGUAAGUUAUUCUAUAAUUGAGGUUUAUUUUGAUUUAGAGGACGAAGAGGAAGAAGAAGACGCUUUGGAGAGCAUAAUUAUUGGAAAGAAGGUUGUAAACUUUGAUGUGGAUGAAGAUGACCGUAAGAUCGUUAACCAGCAAGCAGCUGAACUUAUUGAAAAGGUCUUGACCGACCCAUCUAAUCAUAGAAAAGAAUUGAAGUCUAUAGUAGCACUGGCUGUCAAGGCUUUUCAUGCUUGUGUUUGUCGAGUAGGAGCGAACUUGGAGAAGGGAGAAUUUGUUGUUAACGAAGAUAGAGGUAGGCAUUGGAUAGAUUUUAUAUCUAUAUAAAUUUAGGUAACUGUUAUAUUGAUAUACACACAAUGAUAACUAAAAUUUAAUUGUUGACAAAAUUUUGUUUUAGUGUUUGACUCGAUCAUUCGAAAUUGUUUAAAGCAAAUGGGACAUUGCUUUUUGUUACUGAUGAAUCCUUUGGACGAAAAACAAAAGGAGGUAAGGUAACAUCCUUAUUCUUAUGUACUCUUGUUUUAGACCAAGAAGAUGAAAGUGAGGAAAGGAGUUCCAGUAUUUAAACACUUUCACAAAUACAAGACUUUGACUCGGAAAUAUUUGACGGCGGUGGUUGAGGUAUGUUACUAAUUUUUGGGAUUUUAGGUUACAAUUUUUUAAUUUUUGAUGUAACCAAAUAAUUGGCGAUGUGUAGUUUGGUAAUUUAACAAAAAAUUUAAUUAUCACUCAAGUUAGUCAAUACAUUAUUUAAAUUUUAGUUAUUGUCAGAAGUUGGAAAUGACGAGAUUGCAGUAGCUGUGAUCAGGUCUAUCAUCCCGCUGGUCGACUUCUUUGUUCACUUUCAGAAAACUUGCAGACAUUUGAUUAAAGUAAGUUUAAUAUUAACCUGAAAUUCAAUUACUGUGUUUUGUUCGAUUUUAUUUUUAAAUGUUUACAAUAUUGUCUACAGAAAUUAGUACGAGUUUGGAGCCAAAAGAGCAUGGAACAAAGAGUAGCAGCCUUCUUGAUAUUCAACAGAAUCAGCCAAGUGGACGUUGAUUUGUACACGUUCGUCUACAAGGUAAGCGCUAUGUUUUAUAGGGCUCAAUUUGUUAUAAUUGAUUUGAAAACACUUUAAAAGAUGUUGUGAUAUAUUUGAGUUUUAAUGUUUCUUCGAAAAUUAAUUUUAAAAUGGAAUAUUUCAGAGUUGUUAUGUUGCUUAUGUGUCAAUAUCCAGGCAGAUCACGACAGGUGCGUGGCAGAAUCUUCUGUUCAUGCAGAAGUCGUUUGCUGAAUUGACAUUUGUGAACCCGUCCGUUUCAUACCAAUACGUGUUCGUUUACAUAAGACAAUACGCUAUUCAUUUAAGGAACGCCAAAAUCACUAAAAGAAAGGUAAGUAUUGUUUGUUGUGUUUAAUCACAAACGGUGAGUAAGUAGGUUUUUAAAAUUGAGUUUUAUGUGCACCGUACUCAUGGAUUUGUUUUCAGGAUGUCAUCAAGACCGUGUACAACUGGCAGUUCGUGCUAGGAAUAUAUCUGUGGGCAGCUGUUAUGAUUCGCUCUUCUAAACAUCGACACGUCUCCGAAGCCGUCGACUGGAUCCGAGAGUUGAGGUAUCCGUUGAUUCAGAUAGCCAUUGGACUGAUCAACGUGUUCCCUACUGCCAGAUACAUUCCUCUCCGGCUACAUUGUGUCAGAGUGUUGCUCCAGCUCCAAGUAAAUUGUGGACUGUAUAUUCCAACUUUGGCCAUUACUGCUGAUGUGAGUUGUUUUUAGAUUUAUGAUUACUUGUAGGAACAUGCUCUCUUGUGAGUGCAUGCUUAACGAUAUAUGCUGUAUUGUUGUUUUAAAAUUAUGUUUUAACUUUCAGUUAUUGGACGAUUUGCUAACCAUCGACUCAAAAAAGCCGUCGAAUGUUAAAGUUUUACAAAAAACGACCAAACUCAAGGAUAUGAUUCGACUAAACAGGGAAAUGCUGGAAGAUUCCACCUACAGAAGCAUUAUCGCCGACGAUGUAUUUGAAGUGUUUUUGGAGGCAGCCUACGUUUUGAGAUCAAAUCUUGCCUUCAGUGACGUAAUCACUCCCAUAGUUCCAGUGAUAAAAGUAAAUCAAUUCAAUAAUAUAGCAGUAAAAUGUUUUCUACAACAUUUUCGGUCAAAAAACUAUUAUAACUGGAGGCCGACUUUUUUCGUCCACAGUUAAAUAAGUUUAAACAUGUAUUACUUUGAAUUUUUAGGAUUUUAUCAAAAAUUGUAACAACAUUGACCACAAGAAGCUGUUCAAGGCACUGGAGUCAAAGUUGAAAGAGCACGCCGAGCAACUGCGAUUAACACUGGCAGCCCAUAAGAUCGAUCUGAACGAUGUCAAUGAAAUUGUGAGUUCCCCUGUAUAAUUAAUUUCUAUAUUCUCUUAUUUUCACCAAUUACCGUGUUUUAAUUUGGAUCGGUUUUAGUACAAAUUGGAGCAAAUUCUGACGGCAGAUUCGACUCCGGUCGCUAAGUACCAUCAUGACUGGCACAAGGCUAGUGCCCUCAGGCAAAAAGUGCUUGAUAAGGUAUGUUGACACCUUUUUAAACUUUGAUUUUUUUGAUAAUUUUGUAUUAUUUUAGGCUGAGAAAAGUGUUACCAAAACUCCGUUCAAGAAAAUGAAACGCGAAUCUAAGUAA